Aureobasidium subglaciale EXF-2481 is the source of this 1422-nucleotide messenger RNA. RefSeq lists its product as uncharacterized. The transcript is spliced from 2 exons. Gene Ontology annotation, molecular function: coenzyme A transmembrane transporter activity; AMP transmembrane transporter activity; FAD transmembrane transporter activity. Bases 329 to 1330 code for a protein of 333 amino acids. Lineage: Eukaryota; Fungi; Ascomycota; Dothideomycetes; Dothideales; Saccotheciaceae. The record is from RefSeq and is a predicted model, not a curated record. Gene Ontology annotation, cellular component: peroxisomal membrane.
UUCUCUCCGGCCAAAGAAGACUUAACAGUCUAUUGACAGGAGUUCUGUCAAGACCCUGAGCAGUUGCCGAUCGCGUUCACAUGUGGGGAAUGCCAACCUCGGCUCCUUGAUCCUCUCAAAGGUAAAAGCUACACCUGACGCACCUGGAUACAAUAACUUGAUUCAGGCAUAAGAGCUUUCCUUUCUUCCAUCCUCCCCUAUCCAAUUCUCGAAACAGUGCUGUAGCUCUCACGAAACAUCCACGAUACAUUUUUUUUUGUUCUUUACUAGAACCAGCAGCUGCUCUUGAACACUUACGCCUCUGCUACAAUCACUUUCACCUUUGAUCAUGUCUCAAUCCAUUGCUGUCAAGGACGAGCUGCAGAAGUCGACGGCCACUGCUCCUCCAGAUGCUCUCGCACAGCAAUCUGAUAAUGUCGCCCACGCUCUGGCUGGCUCAGGUGGUGGUCUCAUUUCCAUGGCACUGACAUAUCCUCUGAUCACCUUGUCAACACGCGCCCAGGUCGAGUCCAAGAAGGCCGACACCAACGUCCUUGAGGCAGCUCGCAAAAUCGUCGCACGCGAAGGUGUUCGUGGCCUGUAUGCCGGUCUCGAAUCUGCUCUUUUCGGUAUCAGCGUCACCAACUUUGUUUACUACUACUGGUACGAGUGGACCCGUGCUGCAUUCAUCAAGGCCGCAAAGACAGCCAACCGCCCCAACCCCAGCAAGCUCAGCACUGUGGAGAGCAUGCUCGCCGGUGCUCUUGCCGGAAGUGCAACCGUGCUUCUUACCAACCCUAUCUGGGUAGUCAACACCCGCAUGACUGCUCGCAAGAACGAGAGCGAUGAGACUGCCCUCCCUACCGAGGCAACCAGUUCCAACCCCAAGAAGAGACUGAGCCCGAGCACCAUCGGCACACUUCUGUCCAUCAUCAAGGACGAGGGCUUCAUGAGACUGUUUGCAGGUGUCUUGCCUGCUCUCGUGCUCGUCAUCAACCCCAUCCUUCAGUACACCAUCUUCGAGCAGCUGAAGCAGUCUCUCGAGAAGCGUCGUCGCGUCACACCCAAGGACAGCUUCUACCUUGGUGCUUUGGGCAAGCUGGCAGCCACCAGCAUCACCUACCCUUACAUCACAGUCAAGUCCAGAGCCCACGUUGCUAGUGGAGAAAAGGAGGGCAUGUUCGACAGCUUCUCCCGCAUCCUGCGCGAGGAGGGCUGGGCCGGUCUCUACGGAGGUAUUGGUCCCAAGGUCACCCAGAGUGUCAUCACUGCUGCAUUCCUAUUCGCCUUCAAGGACGCUCUUUACAAUGCAACCAUCAAGGCUCGCAGAAGCAUCGCCCAGAAGGCAUAAAUAACUCGCCACUAAAGUAGCAUGUCAAAGACACCGGAAGCACGAAGCAGACAAGCAAGGCACCGGAAGUGGAGACGAUAGCAGCAAACUUG